GAGAGAAACUCUAUAAACUCACCUCUCUUUUCCCGGUCUCCCCAUCUCACAACCAAACUAUGGGGAGGGAAGAGGACAGCUAACUGGGUCUGGACUGACAAAUGAUUGUGUUUUAACAUUUUUUCACAACAACAAUACUUCUCUUGAGUUGCAAUAUAAGGGCUGGGAGCAUUAAACCACAAUCUCUUCACAGUGGUCAUGAUACAGCCAGUACUUCUACUCCUGCUACUGGCAGCCAUGUCCUCACCAGUGUUUGGGACUGAGAUAUCAGUACUAGAGGGAACCUCUGUUACCCUUGUCUGCACAUACCUAGGGGAUAAAAAGUUUGAGACAUGCUGGGGCAGAUAUUGUGGAUUAUAUCAGUGUACUGAUCCCAUAAUGGAAGAUAAAUCCAAAUAUAAAAUUAACGCUGAAGUUGGAACAAUGAAUCUCACCAUUUUAAAGCUACAGCCAACAGACCGUGGGAGCUACUGCUGCAGAGUCUAUGUCCCUGGAUGGUUCAAUGAUCUAAAACAAUUCUACAGCCUGAAGGUAGUCAAAGGUUGUGUGAGGGACCUACUGGACAAAGUCCAUUUUCUAGAGAACAAUAUUGCGAAUCAGCCAUUUACAACCAAAAAUGCAAGUCAGUGCAGGCAGGAAUGCACCAAAAAUGACACAUGCCAGUACUUCACAUUUGUUGAUGAAAACGCAGGAAUAAUAGUCCACAGAAACAAAUGUUUCCUGAAGGCCUCAACUGGUCAUACGCCUGAAAUUACAAUACAGCACCUCCAACAUGCAACGUCAGGCUACUCUCUGAGAAACUGCAGUGGUAAAGUCACCUACUCAGUCAAGAAGUACAGCCUCGUCCCUGAGAAGAAAAACUGGACCGAAGCACAAGAAUACUGCAGACAACACUACACAAACCUUGCCAUCAUACACACAGAAGAGGAUUGGAAGGCAAUUCAAUCCUCUUUGGGUAAUUUCAGUGGUGAUGUGUGGAUUGGGCUCCAUAGGUCUGAUCCAACUGAAAAGUGGAAGUGGUCUGAUGGAGAGGACUUCAUGUUCUUUAACUGGGAAAAAGGUUUUGGUGUCCACACUGAGGGUCAUGACUGUGUCUUGUCUAUUUCAUCUCAUUGGCAACCAGUGAAUUGUGCAGCUCUAAGUCAGUAUAUGUGUCAACAAGUUCGUCAUGGUAAUGGAACAACAGAGAAGGUGUAUGAGCUGAUGCCUGGGGCAAUGAUGUGGCAGGAUGCUGUGACAGACUGCAGGACAAUAAAAGGCAGAGAACUGGCGAGUAUCUGUAACCAGAAAGAACAGGAAGCCUUUGAUGAGUUGACUACAGUGGCCACCUGGAUUGGACUUAAGCACAACAAUAAACGAUGGGAAUGGUCAAACAGAGAACCAUUUCCGGAAAGUGAACCUACCUGGGUAGGUAGAAACUGUCAACAGCUGAACUCAGACAGAAAAUGUACUCCAAAAGAUUGCUCUAAUCAAAGUGCUUUCUUUUGCUAUGGAGACGAACGUCCACUUAACACCACUGGGGAUACGACCACUCCCGUUACCCCUGAAACCACCAGCCCUACUUCAACUGGACCUCCCUCUAUCAAGACGUCCACCACAACAACUAACACUUUACUACCUACUACUAUUAAUGGACAGUCCAAUACCUCACCACCUACCACCACUAAUGGACAGUCCACCACCUCACCAACUACCACUACUAUUGGACAGUCCACCAAAACACCAACAACCACUACUAUUGGACAGUCCACCACCUCAACUUCCAGUGGACAACUGACCUCAUUAGGUCCCACCUCCCCAGACAGGAAGUCCACAUCCUCCCUCAGUAGUACAACUUCUCCACUCCAUCCUGAUUACCUGACCUACUUCAACGAGUCCAAGAGCUGGAUCAAUGCCCUGGAGUUCUGUAAAAGUCGUCGCUCUAACCUGGUGCACAUCACCAACCAGACCGUGCAGGCUGACUUGACCCAGCUCCUGGCCAAUGUGGAGCUGCCAUGUGGGGGUGUGUGGAUUGGUCUGGAGCGGUCCAUCUUUGAGUGGAGCGCCCCCUGGCUGUGGACCAGUGGUGAUGUUGAUAAGGUGGUGAAGUACAGAGAGUGGCACAACUGCUUCCCCCUCAACCCCAUGAAUUACCACUGUGGUAAGAUGGUCCGGGUUGGUAACAGAGAACUGAAGUGGCUGGAUGCUUCCUGUCAUCAGGAAUUACCCUUCAUCUGUCAAGAUCUCCACUAGAGGGCUCUCCAUGUCAUUAUGGACAGUCUGCAGACAGACACCACACUGAUCUGCCAGAGAGACUACCACACUCAUGGUCUGGAAGGAACCUGCAUUUCAAUUCAUUAUAUUAUUACACUACGAUUAUUAAUAUUAUUACUACAUUAACUUAUUAUUAUAAUCUCUAUUACAUGAUAUUGCUUAAUGAUACUCUACUUACAUAUACAAACUUAUAAGCAUUGUUAUUUGACUGUAAUGUACUGUAAUACUUUAACUAUUUAAAAACAGAGUAAAGAAAGGUAAAGUAAAAGUUAUUAACUGAAAAUAUAGUAUAACUCCUGUGUGAUCUGUACUGUUUGAGAACGUGUACUGUACUGUUUGAGAAUGUGAUUUAGUUAGAAUGUAAUUGUUAUUUUUGUACUUUCUGCAUAAACAUCCAUUUAGCAUUU
Oncorhynchus tshawytscha (Chinook salmon) is the source of this 2660-nucleotide messenger RNA. RefSeq names its product secretory phospholipase A2 receptor-like. Gene Ontology annotation, biological process: proteolysis. Bases 199 to 2232 code for a protein of 677 amino acids. NCBI's taxonomy places the organism in Eukaryota, Metazoa, Chordata, Actinopteri, Salmoniformes, Salmonidae. Gene Ontology annotation, molecular function: protein binding. Gene Ontology annotation, cellular component: extracellular region. The record is from RefSeq and is a predicted model, not a curated record. The transcript has 10 exons.